Molecule: messenger RNA, 1911 nt
Organism: Frieseomelitta varia
Lineage: Eukaryota; Metazoa; Arthropoda; Insecta; Hymenoptera; Apidae
Product: paired box protein Pax-1-like
Exons: 3
Coding region: 114-1235 (373 amino acids)
Biological process (GO): regulation of transcription by RNA polymerase II; anatomical structure development
Molecular function (GO): RNA polymerase II cis-regulatory region sequence-specific DNA binding; DNA-binding transcription factor activity, RNA polymerase II-specific
Source: RefSeq, a predicted model, not a curated record
UUCGAAUGGUAUAAUUGAAGCGGAGAAGAGUUGGAUCAAACUGGAAAAGAUCCGCGAAAGAGCUGGAGUACUCGCGUUGCGUAUAGCCGACGGCUGCAAGGCUGCUCUUCCUGAUGGAUCCCAUCGUACUAGAAAGUAACGCGAGCGAACUCGGUGCAGAUCAACAGCAGCAGCAGCAACAGCAGCCGCAUCAGCAACAACAGCAGCAACAGUACGGCGAGGUGAACCAAUUAGGGGGUGUGUUCGUGAAUGGUCGGCCCUUGCCAAACGCAGUUAGAUUGCGAAUAGUGGAACUUGCACAGCUGGGCAUCAGGCCGUGCGACAUCUCGCGGCAGCUGCGGGUCAGCCAUGGUUGUGUCAGCAAGAUUUUGGCCCGGUACCACGAGACAGGCAGCAUAUUGCCUGGUGCGAUCGGUGGCAGUAAACCCCGUGUCACUACCCCAAAAGUGGUGCAGUAUAUCAAACAAUUGAAGCUAAAGGAUCCUGGUAUCUUCGCGUGGGAGAUCAGGGAUCGUUUGCUGUCGGAUGGCGUAUGCGACAAAUACAACGUGCCAUCGGUGAGCAGCAUCUCGAGGAUAUUGAGAAACAAAGUCGGCGCGGCGACCGCGAUUCAUCAUCAUCCCCAUCAUCCGGCGCAUCAUCAUCAUCAUCAUCAUUUGUACGCGGCCGCAGCCGCGGCUGGAGCUGCCCUCUGUCCUGUCCCGUAUCCACCGACGCCUUAUCACGCGACGCCGCCGCCCGCUGUGACGCACCAUCACCACCACCAUCAUCAUCAAGUUGGGCCGACGACGCCGGGCAAGCUGUCACCGUCUUCUCCAACCACCAUUCACGCUGGUAUUGGCCAUCAGACGACUACUUCCGCCAGUCUGCAGUGGCCAAGUCCUCACACAGUUCACGACAUCCUCGCCAGCAAUUCGCAAUCGUCUCCGUCACCGACGUCGCCAUUAUGCGUUACGGUGAACAAUAAUCAUCACCACGGUCAUCAUCAUCAUCACCAGAGCAACGACAACGCUACCGGCAAUAAUAAUAACGAGGAGGCUAGCGGUUAUCAUCAUCCGCACCACCAUCAUCACCAUCAUCAGCAAUAUUACGCGUCGGCUCUGUACCAUCAUCAUCAUCAUCACCACUCGGACACCGUGACCUCUGUAGCGACUACAUCACCGGUGCUCGCUGUACAAUCGAUCAUGAUGCAGUCGUCAGCGACGAACAGUCAACCGGCUAGUCCCUGUAAUUAAAAUGAUCGGCAUCUUAGAUCGGAUUUUAUCGGAUGAUAAAACAAGCAAGUGAUUUAAAGACUAGGUAAUUGGAUUGUGGUAUAACGGUUGCAUAUGUAUCGAUUCAUUAGUAACCAAUAUGUAAUUAAAAGAAAAAGGAAGAUUGAAACGAUAGAAGAAUGAUUGCGAGUGAGAAUAAAGAUAAAGAAAGAGAUACGAAUGAGUAAUGUGCUGUGGGGCUGGCGAAAACCUAUAUCAUCUCACCAGUAUUAUGUAUUUUUAUCGUCAUUUACCAAGAGUGCCUUUUUUUCGAGUGCCAUAAAGAAAUUCUACGUUCGUCAUUACAUGUGAAACGAACUGUGAGAGAAGAUAAUCGAGAUUGUUGCAACUUUGAAAAAAAAAAACAAUUUGCACGUUACGCGUGGAACCUGCAAAUAUUUUAGUCAUUUAUCCUGUUUUACUUUUUUGUAUGUUUGUUCGAUUCUUACGUACAUGUACCUAAUGAUAUAAUCGUUAAGGAUAGAAAAUUAUUUGCUCCCAGUUAAACGAGGGUGAAAUGUUACGAACAGCACCUCCGAUGAAUCGGAGGGAUAUUAUUUAAUUGAUAAAUAUCCACGAUCGUCUCACGAUUGUGCGACUAUAGUCCUCUGCCAUGCUUUUUUAUGGAAUGCAACUUUUGUCAUUAGGAAAUAUAUGU